Eurytemora carolleeae is the source of this 1675-nucleotide messenger RNA. RefSeq names its product nucleobindin-1. Gene Ontology annotation, molecular function: calcium ion binding. The record is from RefSeq and is a predicted model, not a curated record. Lineage: Eukaryota; Metazoa; Arthropoda; Copepoda; Calanoida; Temoridae. The coding region runs from base 32 to 1525 and encodes 497 amino acids. The transcript is spliced from 19 exons. Gene Ontology annotation, cellular component: endoplasmic reticulum-Golgi intermediate compartment; extracellular exosome.
GUUGAUAGAUUUUGAAGAAUUCCAAGAUACUAUGAGAGACGACGAAGACGAAAAGUGGGACAGUGUCGGUAACGAAGAUGUGGUUAAAUCUGAUGAGUUUGAAAAGUUUGAAGAGGAAAGAAUUAGAAAUAUCAGGGAAAGCUUUGCUAAAGGAGAAAAACCCGAAAAAUAUGAAUUUAAAGAUGUUCCUCUACUGGAUGAUAAUUUCUUAAAUGACACCCACGUCAAGUCUGGAGAUACCAUUCUACAAGCAGAUGAUACUGCAAAUGCUGAACGAGAAAAACAAUUUAAAGAACAUGAGAUGAUGAAAAAGUUUAAGAGAGAACAACAAAUACUUCACGCUCAAAGUAAAGCUGAAAAAAGAAGGUUAGAGAUAUUGUUUGAGUCUGAGAGUGAAAAAAAAAUCCAUCUUGACAACCCACUCAGCAUGAAUAAGAUGAAACAAGUAUGGCACGUACAAGAUCAUAUGAAUCUGACUGAGUUUAAUGAAUCUCAAUUCUUCCAUCUUCAUGAUAUAAACUCUGACGGUUUUUUGGAUAGACAGGAGAUUAGACUUCUUCUUAUUACAGAGCUGAACCAGGAGUACAAGGAGGAAAACGAGUAUCUUGACCUGGCAGAAAUGAGUGAACUGUUAGAGAGAAAAAGAGAAGCUUCCCUUAAUCUUGGAGACGUUAACAAAGAUGAUAAACUAUCCUUCCAGGAGUUUGAAUAUGCAGUAAAGGAGUCAGAGAAACAAAUAACAAAGGAAGAUUUGUACUGGCAUAAUCUAGAGAAGAUGGCUUCUUUCACGGAUGACGAAUAUUUGAAGUUCAGGAAUGACCAUGUUUUGGAAAUAAGGCAGAUGAUAGUUGAUGGUAAACUACCCACCAACUACAACUAUACAGAUGUCCCGCAGUUAAAUGGAUAUUUUGUCAAUUCAACUCAUGUUCAGAGAAAUGGUUCGAUCAUAAAUCUUCAUCUCCAAGAAGAGGAAAUAAAAUAUAAAGAUUUUAAAAGGUUUCUGAUGAUGAACAGAUAUUAUUUGGAGGAAGAAUUAGCGAAGGAGGUUUCUCCGGAGAAAAUAGAGAAAAUUCAAGCAAGAAUUCAAAACAAAAUAAAGAAAAGAAAGGAGAGAAUUGCAAGAGCAAAUAUUCCACUCUCGGAUAAACAGGAGAGAGAGGUUUGGAAGAAGGAGGAUUUGAUGGAACCUGAAGAGUUUAAUAUUGAAAAGUAUUUUUCACUACACGAUACUGAUGGAAAUGGAUUACUCAGUAAACAGGAGAUAGGAGGAAGCUUGAUGGGAGAGCUUGGUAAACUAUAUGAUCUUCAAGAUGAUUCUGUUAAAGAGGAGAGAGAAGCAAAAAUGGCUGCUUGGAUGCAGUACGUUUUCAACACAGGAGACAGAAAUAAAGACAAUAAUAUCAAUAUAGAAGAACUAAGAACUCUAGCAGAGAAAAAGAUGGAGGAUGAAGAGUUAGUUGAAGGAGAACUGGAUUAUUCUGAAGAUGAUUUUGGAAAAUUUAAACAAGAAAUGGAAAAUGUUUAAUAUUGACUGUGAAGAAAACGAGAAAGAAAAGGAUUCGUCCUGAUAUCAUUCCCAAGGAAGGGUUUAUUUAAAUCUUCAACUUAAAGGGACUGUUUAAGCGUAAUUUCAAGUGACAGUAAAUGCAAAGAUAGCAAUACCUGAUUAACAACG